AUGUCUGCUGGUGGAUCAAAGUUCGACAUUGCCUGUGCUAACUUUGCCGAGAUAACAGACACAGACACUGCAUUAGCCAUGUUCUAUCUGCAGGACGUGGACUGGGAUUUAGAGGUGGCAGCCAUUGGUGGUGUCCCCGAUGGACUAGUUGAUGUGUGGGAGGCGACAGGAGGCAGGAAGGAGACGAUGCAUACGUGGGACACUACUCGAAAUCACAAUUUGAGGUGUAGCUAUGCUUGUAGGAAACGGAUGGACAGAAUGUACUUAAAAAGUGAUUUACUGACACCUAUUCACUUUGAAUUGGUGGGUUUGGAGAUCGUGCCUAACACUCAACUGUUUCCCAGCGAUCACUGGGGGAUUGUUGCACAUUUUGUUCUUUAA
Octopus sinensis (East Asian common octopus) is the source of this 381-nucleotide messenger RNA. Its product is annotated as tyrosyl-DNA phosphodiesterase 2-like. Gene Ontology annotation, cellular component: PML body; cytoplasm. Lineage: Eukaryota; Metazoa; Mollusca; Cephalopoda; Octopoda; Octopodidae. The transcript is spliced from 2 exons. The record is from RefSeq and is a predicted model, not a curated record. Bases 1 to 381 code for a protein of 126 amino acids. Gene Ontology annotation, molecular function: protein binding; single-stranded DNA binding; 5'-tyrosyl-DNA phosphodiesterase activity. Gene Ontology annotation, biological process: double-strand break repair.